AGAAAACCUUGGUGUUUGCCCUAGGGCUGGGACGGAAACUCAAAAGACCCCCCUCAGGGCAAAUGGAGGGGGAAACGGAACUACAUCUCCCACCGUCCUCUGCUGCUCAGUCGUCCAGCACCUGCGCGGUCAGAGAGCAGAGUCCUGGGCUAGGGGUCUGGCCCCAGCAAUUGACCUUCAAGAUGCAGCGCAUUGGGAGCUCGGCUCGGCGACUCUUUGACACUCUUUGCGGCGGUGCGGCGGGGGUGCGAAGUGGCCACCCCACGGCAGCUCGACGGCCUCUUAGUUCAGGGCAGGAGGCCUUGAAGAAAACAGCCCUGUUUGAUUUCCAUCAGAGCCAUGGUGGGAAGAUGACAUCCUUUGCUGGUUGGAGCCUGCCUGUGCAGUAUGGGGACAGCCACUUAGAGUCCCACCUGCACACCCGAAGACAUUGCUCCCUAUUUGAUGUGUCCCACAUGCUGCAGACCAAGAUAUUUGGUCAGGAUCGAGUGAAGUUGAUGGAGAGCUUGGUGGUCAGUGACAUUGCCGAACUAAAGCCAAACCAGGGGACGCUGACUCUUUUCACCAAUGAAGAAGGCGGUAUCAUGGAUGACCUGAUUGUGACAAACACAUCUGAUCAGUAUCUGUACGUGGUGUCCAAUGCUGGGUGCCGAGAGAAGGACAUGGCCCUCAUGCAGAACAAGGCAUCAGAACUGAGAAGUGCUGGCUGUGAUGUGAACCUGGAGGUGAUUGAUAAUGCCUUGAUAGCCCUGCAAGGUCCCUCAGCGGCCCAGGUGCUGCAGGCUGGGGUGUCAGAUGACCUUCGGAAGCUGACCUUCAUGACCAGCGCGGUGAUGGAUGUGUUUGGAAUACCUGGCUGCCGUGUGACGCGCUGUGGUUACACCGGGGAGGAUGGGGUGGAGAUCUCAGUGCCAGCAGACAGGGCCAUCCACCUGGCAGAGGCACUGCUAGAGAAUAAGGAGGUCAAGCUGGCAGGGCUGGCAGCCAGGGACAGCCUGCGGCUGGAGGCGGGUCUGUGCCUGUAUGGGAACGACAUAGAUGAACGCACUACCCCUGUGGAGGGAAGCCUGGCCUGGACUCUGGGAAAAAGACGCAGGGUUGCCAUGGACUUCCCUGGUGCUGCCAUUGUGGUCCCCCAGUUGAAAAGGAAGCUUUCCCGUAAGCGUGUGGGGCUGAUGUCUACAGGAGCACCUAUUCGCCAGCACAGCCUCAUCAUGAACACAGAGGGAGCUGUCAUUGGGGAAAUCACCAGUGGCUGCCCCUCCCCAUGCCUGAAGAAGAAUGUGGCCAUGGGUUAUGUGCAUGGAGACUACAGCAAAAUUGGGACCCAGCUGUUGGUGGAGGUACGGAAGAAGCAGCAGGAGGCAGUGGUUAGCAAGAUGCCCUUUGUGCCCACCCGCUACUAUACCUUGAAGUGACCUGACCUUCCCAACUCUUCUUCCUGUCUUCCUUUAGGGUUGAAUGAGAUGCACCCAGCACAGAGUCCCCUCUAUGGUUAGCUGAUUUUGUCUGGGAGAGGGAGGAAAUCCUAACUAUUAAGUAGAUAGGUGAGCAGCUCUGCCAGGGCCUUCUAGAGAAAGAGGGGUAUAGAAGUCAGGGGCUGGGGAGGGAAAAAAAUAAUUUGAGGUCGAAUGAUGUCAAGCAAACAGGGUUUGGAGCUGGAGGACCUAGGUUUGGAUUCUGCUCUGCUAGCCAUUCUUGAUAUGACCUUGGGCAAGACCUUUCUCUUUGAGCCAGUUUCCUCCUUUGUCAAAUGAGGGAUCAUUGUCCCAGGGUCACCUACCUCACGUACCUGUUGGGAGGAAAGGUGCUUUGUAAAUCUUAGAAUGAUGCAGAAAUGGGAGCUGUGGUUAUGAUAAAGGCGCUGCAGUAGCUGUGGACAAAAAGAAUGAGCAUCCAAGGGUGGGGAAGCCACCUUAGGGUGUUCUAGAGGUGCCCAGGGAUGGCAUGGGGCACCACUCUCCUUUCCACAAGGAAUCUUGCUGUGAGUGUGCUGACAGGGGGAACUUAGCCAAAAGCCGGCUGUCAUCUCCUAUGUUUUCUAAACCCUCAACUCAGUUUUCUGGGCUGGAGGAUGUUUAAAACUUUUGGAUGAUGCAAAUUGUAGAAUCUCAAGAUAAUCUAACCCAAGAUGGUACCUGAAACACACAUCACCUCUCUAACAUUACCAAACCCUAGGCCUCUGCUUGAAGACCUCAGUGAAUGGGAGUCCCAUUCACUUUUUGAUAGCCUUCUGUGUUGAGAAUUUUUUUAUGUUUUAUCAAAAUCUGUCUCUAUAACUUCUCCCUCACCCCAUCCUAAUUUUGCCCUCUGGGGGUGGCCAAGCUAAACGAGUCUAAUUGUAGAAUCACAGGGUUUAGUGCCUUGAGCAUAACAUUCUUAAUAUUUGCUGGACUUUAUAAGAGAUUAGCUAAUUCAACCUAUUUAUGAUGAAGAAACUGAGGGACAGAGAUUAAUUCUUCUGCCAUGUGAUUUUCCUUCUCUUCUCAGUUUACCUUCCUAGUUAUAUGUUAUACAACUAACAGUUUGCCUUCUCUAGGCCUACACAUAACUCAUUUAUUCAUUCCUUCAACCAACAUUUAUGAAGCCUAUACUGUGAAUAGAUUCUUGUGCUCAGGAUGAUCCAAUAAGAUUCCUAGACAGGGACAUGCAUUCCCCAAAAUAUUUGACAGAGGCAUUCUCAAAGUAUGUUAGGCAGGGAGGGAAGGCUGGGUGUUGGUGUUUGCCAGAUGAUACCAUAGCAUGAAAAAUCUACACCUGAGCUGAUGAACUGACACUCCUGUGUGAACUGAACUAAAUAUGUGAUUGCAGAUACACUGUGAAUGACUUAGGAAGGAGCCCUUCCCUUCCCCUUCAGUUUACAGGUUGUCUGGGAAGCUCCAGUGCCAGGGCAGCCACUCUUUAAAUAAAUAUGGGACUUCACAAAUGUAUCCCUGCUCCCUUGGCCAGGGAGGGUUGGGGAGAGGUCCAUUCUAAAUACUGGGACAUUCCAAGGGCCGAUCUUGUUCCCUGCGAUCACUUUCUGUAACGGAUGGGGCUUGACCAUUUCCUGUUGUUGCCUUAUUAUUUCCUUGGAUAAAGAAAUCCUACUGAUAAUUUCCAG
Molecule: messenger RNA, 3103 nt
Organism: Trichosurus vulpecula (common brushtail)
Lineage: Eukaryota; Metazoa; Chordata; Mammalia; Diprotodontia; Phalangeridae
Gene: AMT
Product: aminomethyltransferase
Biological process (GO): glycine catabolic process
Cellular component (GO): mitochondrion
Molecular function (GO): protein binding; aminomethyltransferase activity
Source: RefSeq, a predicted model, not a curated record